AUGCGUAUACAAAAGACAGUUCUGAUUAUAUUUUUGGUGUGGAUACGAAAACAGAAAGUAAACAGAAAAGUGGAAUAAAUUAUUUUGUGUAAAAUGAGUGCUCUACAUAAGAUUUUUCCAUUUUUCCUGGCUGGUGGUUCCUGUGUAGCGACUUUUCUAGCUAUAUACAAACUCGUACUAUUUCUCUCUAUGCCACAGGAAGUAAAAGUUGAAAAGGUGUGGUUUUACAACUUCCUGGACAAUGCCACUCUAACUCAUGAAAUUAUAAGCACAGUUGUGGCUGAUCUUCUGCUACUGACUCUAUUCAUCUUGCCGCACAGUCUCAUGAAGACUGAAGCUAUUAAGACAUUUUUUCACCGACGUGGAUUAUCCACCUGCCACCGGACGAUUUACUGUCUCAUUAGCUCAUCAACAUUAAUGGUGCUCAUCAAAUAUUGGGUUACUGCUCCAGGGUUAAUUAUUUGGCGAGUGGACGUUGCACGAGACACCCGUUUGUGGUGGCUUUUCGUUCUCAUUCAUGCAUUCGCUUGGAUUAUCAUCUACGGUGGUUCCUUGAUAAUGGAUUUGCUGGAAAUUCUCGGAGCCAAACAGAUUUACCAUGAAGCAAAUAAUCUGGCCCCUCCGCUACUCUACAAAGCAAUUGAAUUAAGACGUUUAUAUGGACAUGUACGCCACCCAUCUUUCAUCUGCAUCACAAUCAUUCUUUGGGUAGUGAAUAUUCUGACACUGGAUCGUUUGGUAUUGAAUGUCCUGAUGACUCUUUACAUGUAUCUGGCUUGGAAUCCUAAUGCUCAGGAUUUGCAGUAUCACAGAAGUCAAUUUUCCAGAAAGAAGUAUGAACUCAAUCUCAAAAUUCAAAUUUAAUUCUUUCAAUUUAUUACCUCUAACCAUUAUUCAGUGUGAAUAAUAAAUAAUUCUGGCUUAUAAUAAAAUUACGAUAAAAGCUCUUAAGUAUGUACCAGAAAAAACUUAUCUCUUGGAACAAAGUUUAAAAAAAAUUGAUGGGUUCAAUCGGAGAACAUGUUAUCUUUCUUAAAUAAAAACUAAUUUGUACCACAA
Molecule: messenger RNA, 1059 nt
Organism: Lutzomyia longipalpis
Lineage: Eukaryota; Metazoa; Arthropoda; Insecta; Diptera; Psychodidae
Product: nurim homolog
Exons: 1
Coding region: 94-864 (256 amino acids)
Cellular component (GO): nuclear membrane
Source: RefSeq, a predicted model, not a curated record